GAAAACAUUGGCACCCCAUAUAACUAAAAGAGGUAGAACUGCUACAAUAUGUAACCAUACACAAGUGUGUAAUUAUACAUAUAAGAAUAGCUCAUUUUAAACAUUAUAAAGUCCUCAGGGGAGAAACGGUUUGUAAACCCUGUUUCUAUCAAACCUCAUUACCUGGUUAGGGUAAGGCUUUCAAUGAAAGUACACCUAGGGAAAUAUUCAUGGUCAAAAGUUUGGAUGUUUUUAUUUUUGGAAAGGGUCUCUGCAAUAAGAACAUGAAAGAUGAUGAAAAAUAUCAAAAAGGAGAAGUUCAGAUCAUCUCUUUCGUUUCUUUUGAUAGUUAAUUUCCUCUGACCUAGUGAUUACAAAGACCAUAAGAAAGAUGGGUUUGUAUUUCCUUCUCUUUGCACCUUUUUAUGUCUCUCAUAGAACUCACCCUGGCUGCACUGAGUAGCAAUUCAGUUCAGAAUCUGACUGUGACAAAACAAACAAACAAACAAACAAACAAACAAACAAAAAACAUGAUAACAAUAAUUAACCACUAUUCAGCAGUUUUAAUGAACAUGGUGUAUUUAACAUGAUUUACAAUUUCUUGAUAAUAAAUCACAAGAAAGAAAAAAUGGAUUUGUGUCAUCAAAAUACAAGAAGAUAAAUAAUAAAUAAUGAAUAAAUAAAACACAGCUUGUCAGACAGUAUUAUCUUAAACACUUCAUUAUAAUGAUUUUAUGGAGGACUGUGCCUAUCUGGUGUGACACAGGCCCUGUCUUAACAUAUUUUCUUUUCAACCAUUUUAAAUUGUCUGUCAUUCCUAGCAAAUUCUAUUGAAAAAUAAAUGUAGUUUAUUUAAUUUCUGCUUAAUUAUCACAGUCUUUUUUGUGUGUGUUUUAGUGUGUUGAUAUAAAAAGUGUUUUUAAGGGAAGAAGAAAAACAGUUCCGUAGUGGAAGACAAAUAUAUACAGUAGAGUACAAUAGUACAUGUAUGACUUUUAAACCCAACCUAGUUUGCUGUGCCUUCUGUUAGUUUAAAUGGUUUCUUGCAGGGAGCCUCAUGCAACAGGUAGGUCAGGAACCUGAUGCACAGCAUUUUAUUAUGUUACAUUAUAUUAAUUUGCAUUACAUAUCAUUACUGAUCGUUAAGGUCAAUAUUUCUCUUCUGUUUUAAAGAGCGGUCUGCGCAGAGCCAUGUCUGACUCCGAGACUAUUGAACUUGCUGGGCUUGGUCGACCAUUCCAGUUAGGAAUGCUGUAUGACUGUCGUAGAGAUGUUCUCAUUCCAGGAAUCACACUGUGGGACUCUGAGAUGCUGCAGAAGAACAUUGACAUUUGUCCACAGCCAAACACUGACUUCAAAAUCAUUGCAUCAGAUUCAUGUGAGGAUAAGGCAGAUGCCCUGAAUGUGACAGCAUCUCUUGAAGCUAGCUUUCUCUGUGGGUUAGUCAGUGUAAAAGGGUCAGCUGAGUUUCUGAGCAACAAGAAGACAUCAAAGCAUCAGUCUCGAGUAACCCUGCAAUACCAUGCCACUACCCGCUUUGAGCAACUAACCAUGGACCAUUUAGGAACAGGCAACCUUAAACACUGCAAUGUAUUACAGGAGGGCUCUGCAACACACGUAGUGACUGCCCUGCUGUAUGGUGCUCAGGCCUUUUUUGUCUUUGAUAGGGAAAUUUCAAAAAAUGAAAACCAUCAAGAAAUACAAGGUAACCUACAGGCUGCCAUCAAAAAAAUCCCACUCAUCUCAGUUGAAGGACAAGCAUCCUUGAAAAUGAGUGAGGCUGAGCAGAAACAAACUGAAAUGUUUAGCUGUACUUUUCAUGGAGAUUUUGCCUUAGAAAGCAACCCUGUUUCUUUUCAAGAUGCAAUCAGCAUCUAUGGACAGCUUCCACGCUUACUGGGGGAGAAAGGAGAGAAUGCAGUUCCCAUAACUGUGUGGCUGUAUCCCCUGAAGAAACUGGACUCCUUAGCUGCUCAGCUGGUCAGGGAGAUAAGCAUCUCCCUGGUUUGUCAAUGUCGCCGUAUCUUUGAUGAACUGGAUGAUGUAGACAUGCAGUGUCAAGAUUUGAUGAAAGCUGAUAUGGCCAUUAUGUUCCCUGAUAUUAAGGCCAAGGUAAGAAAAUUCAAAGAACUGUGCUCAGAGUACAAAAUGGUGUUCCAAAGGCAGCUGUGCCAGCUUCUUCCUGCCAUACGUGGUGGAGGAAAAGAGGAAGCAGAGCUGAUCAUUGCUCUAAGAAGUAAGAAACAGUCUCCUUUCCGGAAUGACAUGAUGAUUUCAUAUCUUCAGGACAGAGAACGAGAAAUAAAUGUCCUUAGAUCCUACCUAGACCUCAUGAAAGACAUACCUGUGGUUUCUAGCAGCAGUGAACUGGACAGAGUGGUGCUCAGUCCAGCCAGUGAAUUUGUAGUGUCCUUUGUGUUCUCAUCUAUAACAGAGGAUGACAAAUAUCUUGCAAAGCUGGAGAACUACCUGAGGGAGGAAUUCAAAAGCAAGGAUUCCAACCCGCCUACUGAGUUCAGUGUUGCAGACAGAGAACAGCAGUGGUUUCACUCUGGAGAGGUGACCACACAAGCAAGGCAAGACGUUCGCCUUUUCCUAGACUUCAAGGAAUCCAACAGAGAGCGGGAAAACAUUCAGUUCUGUAUUGCAUCAGUUCCUAACAAACUCAUUACCGGUGCAUCAAUCCAUGUGUAUGAGAAUGGGACACUACUGAGCUCUCAAUUUCAGCUUCCCUCCAAACCAGAAAUUCCAACAGUUUUAAGUGUACAGCACGAAAGUGUCCUUUUAAAACUGCAUCCACCAGCCUUUGGAAUAAGCAACAUUAAUUCAUAUCUUGUUUUAUAUCAAGGAAAAGGAGAGUCUGAGUGGACUAAUUUUGUUACUAAAGGAAGUUCUACUGAAGUUAAAGUUAGCUCACUGAAACCAAACAAAGAAUAUCGAUUUUGCUGCAAGGCUGUUUGCAGACCCGGGGUGAGUCCUGUGAGCCAAGAGACUGAUUUCUUUAAGACCCGUCCAUGUGGCCCUCCUGGUGCUCCCAUGAAGAAAAGUGUGACAUCUGAGAGCAUUGCUGUGACCUGGGACAUUCCAACUUCUGCUGGAGAUGAUGCUGAAGUCAUCGGGUAUGUUUUAGAAUUCAGGGAGUGCGCAAAAGGUGAGGGGAAAAGUGAACCAUGGGAGUCUGUGCAGGCCACGUAUAGGGAGUGCACUCUGCUGGGAUUAAAGACAGACACUACCUAUUCCAUCAGGGUCUCAGCCAACUGUGGCAAGGCAGGGAAGAGUCUACCCAGUGCUGAAACAAUACUAUCCACCUCCAGAUCAUCUGAAUCUCGGCCUGAAGGGAAAGAGCAAAAGCAGGCAAGGAGUGAACAGUUUCUAGAGCAGACUUAUCAGCUGGAGAAAGGCAACCCCUCCAUUCAUGUUCUUGAACUGCGAGAGAAAUUUGCAGAGAAUGUGAGAUUUAAGCAGUUCGUAUUUGGAAAAAAAGUUGAAAAGAUUAACAAUAAAGUGAUAUUGAUAAUGGGAUCAACAGGGGCAGGAAAAACAACCCUUAUUAAUAUGAUGAUCAAUUACAUACUGGGGAUAAAGUGGGAGGAUAACUAUCGCUUCAAACUGAUUCAUGAAAUAACAAACCUAUCACAGGCAAACAGCCAAACCACUGUGGUCACAUCAUAUGAGCUCUACAACCAGCCUGGUUUUCAAAUCCCUUACUCCCUGACCAUUAUAGACACCCCAGGCUUUGGAGAUACACGAGGACUGUCAUACGACAAACAGAUCAUAGAGCAACUGAAGAGCUUAAUCUGCGACCCUUUAGGAAUAGACCACAUUGAUGCUGUCUGCUUUGUUGUUCAGGCUGCUCUUGUUCGGCUCAGUGCAAACCAGAAAUACAUCUUUGACUCCAUACUCUCCAUUUUUGGCAAAGACAUUGCGGAGAACAUACUGAUACUUGUGACUUUUGCAGAUGGAAAAAACAUCCCAGCGUUAGAAGCCAUUCAGGCAGCAGAGCUGCCCUGUAAGACAAAUAAAAAGGGUGUGCCUAUGCAUUUUAAGUUCAACAACUCAGUCCUGUAUGCAUCAAACAGAAAUGCACAUAGCAAUAAUGGGGAAUCGGACGACGACAGUGAUGAUGAUGAUGAUGAUGAUGAUGAGGAAAAAUUAAAGAAGAUUGUCUGGACAACAACUGUCAAGCAAAUGAAGUCAUUUUUUAAGGCUCUUGGAGACGUUAAUACUAAAGAUCUCUCUAUGACUAAAAGAGUCUUGGAGGAAAGAGAUCGUUUAGAGAAUGCCAUGUCCAGGUUAACCCCUCAGAUCACAGCUGGUCUCUCAAAACUGAACGAGAUCAAAACCUUCAAAAAGUGUCUGGAACAGGAGGGUGAAAUCAUGGAGCAGAACCAACAUUUUGAAACUGAAGUAGAGGUGCUUGUUGCCAAAAGAAGCACGGUCAAUUUCACUGCCACAAAUUGCAACAAGUGCUUUUUUACAUGUCACUCUGGAUGUUUUCUCCCAGAGGAAGAUAAUAUCCGCAAUUGUGCAGUUAUGGAUGAUGAUGGAUUCUGCAUUGUCUGUCCAAGUAAAUGUAGUUACAUGGAACAUGCAAUGGAGAAAGCUAUAUAUAAUUAUGAAACGAAGAUUGAAAAAAAAACCAUAGAAGAACUGAAGGACAAUUUUAUGAAGGCCCAGGGAAAAUUUAUGAAUACCAAACAAAUGCUACAGCAACUUGAGGAUGACUUCCAUUUGAUAGAAGACAGGCUGAAGUAUCUCAUAACACUUUCAUCUAACUGCCUCAAAAGGCUCAAUGACAUUGCCCUGAAGCCAACCUCACUCUCCACAGCUGAAUACAUUGAAAUACUUAUCAAGACAGAAGAGAGUGAGCAAAAACCUGGCUUUGAAGAUCGCAUUAUUGGACUCAAGAAAAUGAAAUAUGAGUCUGAAAUCUUGGAAAAGAUUGCAAGAGGGGAGAACGUGCUGCCACAUGAACGUCGCAUGAUAAAGGAGAAACAGAUGAGAAUGAAAAAGAUAUAUGAAAAAGUCAAAGCAAUGCAGAAAGUGGUCAUGGCUUUGCAAGGCAGCAAAGAGAAAAACCUAAGUAAAGAUUAGGGUGAAGAAUUUGGAUGCUAAAUUCAUGGAAAGAAUGGAAAGUGUGUAAUGUUGGACAGAAAAAUGCACUGUUGUAAUCUGAAACUGAGAUGAAUUUGCAUGUGUUUCUGAGAUCAACUCAACAAUUUCAAAUGAUCAAAUACUGUUUUCUUUCUAGAGUCAUAAUAAUGUUUUCAGAAGGUUUAAUGUGUUUUCAGUCAAGUCAGCCUUGGUCUCCACGGCAAAGUAGGUUUAGAUAACUCAGUCAAACAGAUAUAAUUGAACUAAAUGAAUAAAAACGAAACAAAACAAAACAAAACAAAACAAAAAACAAAGUUUAGAAAAGUCUCAGAAAGUUUUAGAAAAGACUGGGGGCCUCAGUAUCAAUGGGCCUUCACCUUAUUAAUCAUAAAAUUGACAGAUUGAAGAAGAUUUCAGUUUAAAUUCAAAAGAAUGCACAUAAGCUUGGCAAGAGAAAAGAUACACAUCAGGAGUUUCAUAAAGACCAUAAUCUUUUCAGACAGAAAACACAACAUCUUGUAAUGGUAUAUUGUAAUGCUGAGCAGAAGCAUCCUUUUCAAAAUCUGAAAGUUGUGUAUGUUUGUUAAUGACGUCUGAAUAAUAUCAUUCCAAUCAUACAUGUCAUGUGUAUAUACAUCCAUAAAACAUGUUAACCUCAUUAAUUUCUCUAUUACAUGUAUACUGUUAUCAGCAAGAACAUUUUGUUCGUUUCUUUGUUUGUUUGUUUUUUGCUUAAUGGUUCAGUACAUUGGGUGCAUAAUAGAUGGUUAAUGAUGUUUAUGGUGUGCUCUGUGAAAUUAUUUCAAAUGUCUCCCCAAAUAUUGUACCAUCAAAAUUUAACAUCUACAUUUCAAUUUGAAAUACUAUGGAAAGUUAAGAAACAUUAAUAAAUGUGUUUGAAAAUUAA
This is a messenger RNA of Chanos chanos (milkfish), 5980 nucleotides long. RefSeq lists its product as uncharacterized. NCBI's taxonomy places the organism in Eukaryota, Metazoa, Chordata, Actinopteri, Gonorynchiformes, Chanidae. Gene Ontology annotation, molecular function: GTP binding; protein binding. Bases 1171 to 5073 code for a protein of 1300 amino acids. The record is from RefSeq and is a predicted model, not a curated record. The transcript is spliced from 2 exons.